Messenger RNA from Pan troglodytes (chimpanzee), 1141 nucleotides. RefSeq names its product phosphoglycerate mutase 1-like. Gene Ontology annotation, biological process: glycolytic process. Lineage: Eukaryota; Metazoa; Chordata; Mammalia; Primates; Hominidae. The record is from RefSeq and is a predicted model, not a curated record. Gene Ontology annotation, molecular function: intramolecular phosphotransferase activity.
AUACAAGAGCCCGCCGCCAUGGCCGCCUACAAACUGGUGCUGAUCCGGCACGGCGAGAGCGCAUGGAACCUGGAGAAGCGCUUCAGCGGCUGGUACGACGCCGACCUGAGCCCGGCUGGCCACGAGGAGGCGAAGCGCGGCGGGCAGGCGCUACGAGAUGCUGGCUAUGAGUCUGACAUCUGCUUCACCUCAGUGCAGAAGAGAGCGAUCCGGACCCUCUGGACAGUGCUAGAUGCCAUUGCUCAGAUGUGGCUGCCAGUGGUGAGGACCUGGCGCCUCAGUGAGCGGCACUGUGGGGGUCUAACCGGUCUCAAUAAAGCAGAAACUGCUGCAAAGCGUGGUGAGGUGGUGAAGAUCGGGAGGCGCUCCUAUGAUGUCCCCCCACCUCCGAUGGAGCCCGACCAUCCUUUCUACAGCAACAUCAGUAAGGAUCGCAGGUAUGCAGACCUCACAGAAGAUCAGCUACCCUCCUGUGAGAGUCUGAAGGAUACUAUCGCCAGAGCUCUGCCCUUCUGGAAUGAAGAAAUAGUUCCCCAGAUCAAGGAGGGGAAACGUGUACUGAUUGCAGCCCAUGGCAACAGCCUCCGGGGCAUUGUCAAGCAUCUGGAGGGUCUCUCUGAAGAGGCUAUCAUGGAGCUGAACCUGCCGACUGGCAUUCCCAUUGUCUAUGAAUUGGACAAGAACUUGAAGCCUAUCAAGCCCAUGCAGUUUCUGGGGGAUGAAGAGACGGUGCGCAAAGCCAUGGAAGCUGUGGCUGCCCAGGGCAAGGCCAAGAAGUGAAGGCCGGCGGGGAGGAUACUGUCCCCAGGAGCACCCUCCCUGCCCGUCUUGUCCCUCUGCCCCUCCCACCUGCACAUGUCACACUGACCACAUCUGUAGACAUCUUGAGUUGUAGCUGCAGAUGGGGACCAGUGGCUCCCAUUUUCAUUUUAGCCAUUUUGUUGCCUGCACCCACUCCCUUCAUACAAUCUAGUCAGAAUAGCAGUUCUAGAGCACAGGUUCUCAGUCUAAGCUAUGGAAAAGCUCCCCUUAUCCAACAGAGUUUAAAAGUAGUGACUUGGGUUUUUGCGAGUGCUUUGUUUACUAAGGACUUUGGGGAGGAACCAUGCUAAGCCAUGACCAAGAAGAGAAGCAACAGAGC